Symphalangus syndactylus (siamang) is the source of this 4221-nucleotide messenger RNA. It is a transcript of the gene MICALL1, whose product is annotated as MICAL like 1. Lineage: Eukaryota; Metazoa; Chordata; Mammalia; Primates; Hylobatidae. The record is from RefSeq and is a predicted model, not a curated record. Gene Ontology annotation, molecular function: protein binding.
GACGCCCGCGCCCACGGCCGGCCCACAAUGAGGGGAGCCGGCAGCGCGGAGUAGGCGGCGGCCGGCCGGGCCGGGCCACGCGGCGGCGCUGCUCGGGCAGGUUGGGGCAGGGCCGCGGGGCGCCCGAGCGAGGACACCGCGGCCCCGCCUCCGCCCCUCCCCGCGCCCUGCCGGUCGGCGCCCGAGCGCGGAGCCGCAGCCGCAGCCGGAAACCGGGCCCGCGCGGCGGCCGCCGUCCCGGCCAAGCCGGGGCCCCGAAGCCGGAGCCGGUGCCGGGCGGGCCGCGGGGUCAUGGCUGGGCCGCGGGGCGCGCUGCUGGCCUGGUGCCGCCGUCAGUGCGAGGGCUACCGCGGCGUGGAGAUCCGCGACCUGAGCAGCUCCUUCCGGGACGGCCUGGCCUUCUGCGCCAUCCUGCACCGGCACCGGCCCGACUUGCUAGAUUUUGAUUCCCUUUCCAAAGACAACGUCUUCGAGAAUAACCGUUUGGCCUUUGAAGUGGCUGAGAAGGAGCUGGGGAUCCCUGCUCUCCUGGACCCCAAUGACAUGGUCUCCAUGAGCGUCCCUGACUGCCUCAGCAUCAUGACUUAUGUGUCCCAGUAUUACAACCACUUCUCCAGUCCUGGCCAAGCUGGUGUCUCACCACCCAGAAAGGGCCUGGCACCCUGUUCCCCGCCAUCUGCAGGACCCACUCCAGUGGAACCAGAAGAUGGGGCUCAGGGCGAGGAGCUCUCCUCAGGCAGCCUGUCAGAGCAGGGCACCGGCCAGACCCCCAGCAGCACGUGCGCAGCCUGCCAGCAGCAUGUACACUUGGUGCAGCGCUACCUGGCUGACGGCAGGCUGUACCACCGCCACUGCUUCCGGUGUCGGCGGUGUUCCAGUACUCUGCUCCCUGGGGCUUAUGAGAAUGGGCCCGAGGAGGGCACCUUUGUGUGUGCAGAACACUGUGCCAGGCUGGGCCCCGGGACACGGUCGGGGACCAGGCCUGGGCCCUUCUCACAGCCAAAGCAGCAGCACCAGCAGCAACUCACAGAAGAUGCCAAGGAUGUUCCAGGAGGUGGCCCCAGCACCAGUGCUCCUGCAGGGCCUGAGGCCGAUGGACCCAAGGCCAGCCCUGAGGCCCGGCCCCAGAUCCCUACCAAGCCCCGGGUUCCUGGCAAACCACAGGAGCUGGCCAGCCCUCCUGUGGGCCGCCCCACCCCUGCCCCCAGGAAGGCCUCCGAGAGCACUGCCCCAGCACCCCCCAUGCCCCGGCCCCGCUCCAGUCUGCAGCAGGAGAACCUGGUGGAGCAGGCUGGCAGCAGCAGCCUGGUGAACGGAAGACUGCAUGAACCGCCUGUCCCCAAGCCGAGGGGGACACCGAAGCCGUCCGAGGGGACACCAGCCCCCAGGAAGGACCCCCCAUGGAUCACGCUGGUGCAGGCAGAACCAAAGAAGAAGCCAGCCCCACUUCCCCCAAGCAGCAGCCCGGGGCCACCAAGCCAGGGCGGCAGGCAGGUGGAGAAUGGAGGCACCGAGGAGGUGGCCCAGCCGAGCCCAGUGGCCAGCCUGGAGUCCAAACCCUAUAACCCCUUUGAGGAGGAGGAGGACAAGGAGGAAGAGGCUCCAGCUGCACCCAGCCUGACCACCAGCCCUGCCCUGGGCCACCCGGAGUCCACACCCAAGUCCCUGCACCCCUGGUAUGGCAUCACCCCUACCAGCAGCCCCAAGACAAAGAAGCGCCCUGCCCCGCGCGCACCCAGCGCGUCCCCACUGGAUAAUGUGUUUGGAAGCAUCAUAUCCGUCGGCCGCGAGGAGAUAAAUUGGUGCCCGGCAGUGCCUGUCCCAGAGCUGGUGGCUGCGAGGGCUGCGUGCUCCUCCCCCCUGCCUCUGCACUGCAGAUCAGGGGCAGAGGAGGGGCCGCCUCUCUUCCUCUGGCGUUCCCAAGCUCUCCACACCUCCCGCCUCUCGCACUCGGAGCCGCCCUCGGCCACACCAUCGCCAGCGCUCAGCGUGGAGAGCCUGUUGUCCGAGAGCUCCAGCCAGACUGCAGGUGCGGAGCUUCUGGAGCCACCAGCUGUGCCCAAGAGCUCCUCAGAGCCUGCUGUCCAUGCCCCUGGUACCCCUGGAAACCCUGUCAGCCUCUCUACCAACUCCUCCCUGGCCUCCUCUGGGGAACUAGUGGAGCCUAGAGUGGAACAAAUGCCUCAAGCCAGCCCUGGCCUUGCCCCCAGGACCAGGGGCAGCUCAGGUCCCCAGCCAGCCAAGCCCUGCAGUGGCGCCACUCCCACGCCUCUCUUGUUGGUUGGAGACAGGAGCCCGGUGCCUUCCCCUGGAAGCUCGUCCCCACAGCUGCAGGUAAAGUCCUCCUGCAAGGAGAAUCCUUUUAACCGGAAGCCAUCACCUGCAGCAUCGCCAGCCACAAAGAAGGCCACCAAGGGAUCCAAGCCAGCGAGGCCACCUGCCCCUGGACACGGCUUUCCACUCAUCAAACGCAAGGUCCAGGCUGACCAGUACAUCCCUGAGGAGGACAUCCACGGAGAGAUGGACACCAUUGAGCGCCGGCUGGAUGCCCUGGAGCACCGUGGGGUGCUGCUGGAGGAGAAGCUUCGUGGCGGCCUGAAUGAGGGCCGUGAGGAUGACAUGCUGGUGGACUGGUUCAAGCUCAUCCACGAGAAGCACCUACUGGUGCGGCGAGAGUCCGAGCUCAUCUAUGUCUUCAAGCAGCAGAACCUGGAGCAGCGCCAGGCUGAUGUCGAGUAUGAGCUCCGAUGCCUCCUCAAUAAGCCAGAAAAGGACUGGACGGAGGAGGACCGGACCCGGGAGAAGGUGCUGAUGCAGGAGCUUGUGACCCUCAUUGAGCAGCGCAACGCUAUCAUCAACUGCCUGGAUGAGGACCGGCAGAGGGAGGAAGAGGAAGACAAGAUGUUGGAAGCCAUGAUCAAGAAGAAAGAGUUCCAGAGGGAGGCUGAACCCGAGGGCAAGAAGAAGGGGAAGUUCAAGACCAUGAAGAUGUUGAAACUGCUAGGAAACAAACGUGAUGCCAAGAGCAAGUCCCCCAGAGACAAGAGCUAACAGCACGAGAAGCCAGUUGGGGACUGCCCCCCUCCUGGACCAGCUCCUGGGCUGUGCUCUGUUUGAAGGGGGCGCCCUGCUCCCCUCAGAUCAGUCAGGAGGAAGAUGACUAAGGGGAGGGAUCCUCUGGGUGAUGGCCUCUUCCUCCUCAGGGACCUCUGACUGCUCUGGGCCAAAGAGUCUCUUGUUUCUUCUCCGAGCCCCAGGCAGCGGUGAUUCAGCCCUCCCCAACCUGAUUCUGAUGACUGCGGAUGCUGUGACUGACCCAAGGGGCAAAUAGAGUCCCAGGGUCCAGGGAGGGGUGCCUGCUGAGCACAUCUGCCCCCUCACCCUGCCCAGCCCCUGCCAUGAGCUCUGGCCUGGGUCUUCGCCUCCAGGGUUCUGCUCUUCCAGGCAGGCCAGCAAGUGGGGCUGGGCCACACUGGCUUCUUCCUGCCCCAUUCUGGGCUCUGAGUCUCUGUCUUCCUGUCCUGUGCAGGUGCCCCUGGAUCUCUGUUUCCCUCACUCAGGAACUCUGUUUCUGAAGUCUUAAGUGUGAGUUUAUGACUGAGUGGCCUGUACUGUCAGACGUGAAUGGGCCUGACGGGCAAAUCCAUCCCUCUCUCCCUCACAGCUGCAGGAGUGGCUUCCCUCGUCUCCCCUCACUCCACGGGGAGCCUCCCUUGCCAGGACCAGGGCUGCGAUGGCCAUGCUUGGGCAGGUGGGUGCUCUGUUAGCUGCUCCUAGUGCUGCCCCUAGGCUGCAGUUCUGAUCCCUGGUUGUCAGGUAGGAAGGGUGCACUUGAAGCAGGUGCUCAUCUCGGUUCCUUAACGUUUGUAGUCUGACCCCUCAUUUAGGCUUUCCUCUGCCACCCCGGUCCAGGGAAGAGGCUCGCUCCUGCCCGUGGUCAUCACUGGUCUGUCUGCUCUGUUGUCUGUUCUCUCCCUGACUCCCUCCCACUGAAGGCCUGAUGGCCACUCGCCCUUCUGGGAUGGCUAUGGGAGAGGAGGAGUGAUGGGGACCACCACCUUUUCAGCAGGAAAUGUGCCCAGCAGCUCUUGGUCAAAGCACUGUUGCUAUAAGCUAUCUCUGGGAUGCCUCUAGGCCCCCUUCCCUCUACACACCUCUGGGAAAAGAUCACACUGUAUUAACUCUCGAGGAGUUUCCUCACCAAUAAACGGACAACCUCAA